AUGAUCGACUUGACGCGCUAUGAUAAAAUUUUAAAUCGUCUAAGCUAUGAAACCUCUAGGAUGAACGAGACCAACGCUAUCACUGACGUCAUCACCUAUCAGUUGGAGAAAACUCAAACUCAACUCGACGAGCUGAAGGGCCCUAAGCCUAAAAGACCCAAGCGUUCAAUCAAUUGGAUUGUGCCAGCCUGGAAGUGGAUUGCUGGCACACCUGACGCCUUAGACUGGGAUGAAGUCCUGCGGAGCCAAGACGCAUCAGUAACCAAUAACAACCUUCAAUAUAAGGUAAACUCUGAAAUAUUCAAGAAAACUCAAGAGCUAUUACAGGCUGUUAAUGGAAUCGCGACUGCCACGAAUCCCAUUUUGGGACGCAACAACCUGGCUAAAGCUUCACAGGAAAUAGAGCACAAGGUAGCGACCCUUAACGACGACGUUAACGAGUUGAUUCAAGCAUGUCAAAUGGCCAAAGCAGGAGUUGUCAACAGUAACCUAUUAAAUAAAGAGGAAAUAAAUCAACUAAUAAGCGAAAUCGAAGUCCUUCCGUACAGCAACGUCAUCGAAGCCAUCGAAUAUAGUGAGCCAUCAAUCUACACCAACGGCACUCUUCUACUAUACGUCCUGUCGAUGCCAAAAGUGGUGCAAACAUGGUUCAACCAUUUAAUCACACGAUCAAUUUUGAAGGAUGGUCAUCGAGUCGACUUGAAGUACAAAACAAUCCUAAUGAACAAACAACAGACGUAUGGUAUUAAGGAUAGCUGUCUACACCUCGCCACCGCUAUGGUUUGCAAACAGGGGUCACUAGAUUUACUGCCUGAAGAAGAGUACUUACCACGUCUACUCAAGGGUGGCCAAACAAGUUGUCGCUACAUAACCUGCAUGGAAACAACGGUUGAAGUACUCAAGGAAGAUACAAUAUUCCUGGAGAACUUCAACAGCAGCGUAUGGUCAGCUUACAAUAAUAUUUUACUGCUAGUUAUUGGCAAUAGUUCGGCUCAUACCCGUGAUCUCAAGGAAGUGCAGGGUAAAUUAGCCCGCUGCAAGGAACAGUUAGCAAAGUGCUUUAUUAAACUGAAUUGUCGUGUUAGAAUUCCACCUGAUAGCUUAUCGCUAAUUUGCCAAUCAGACCUAGCUGACUCUGAGUCAAAAGAAGAGUUUAUUGACGCCAAGUCAGAAGCUUCGCUCGAAGGCAAAGCACGUGAAGCAAUUCCAACCGAAGUUAACUCUGUUAGACAAAUAAAAGAUGCGUUGAGAAACAGAAUAAAACCAGACAACUCGAAAGUUGUAGCUGGGAAAAUUGCAUCUUUACAUGUCACAAAUAACAAUUAUACGGAAUUUGCUAAGCGUGUCGAGGAGCUUUCGGAUGCAUUAGAGCGUUCUGUGAUCAUUCAAGGCAUGACACAAUCUAAGGCCCAUGAAAUGGCAGUCGAGCAAACAGUUAACGUUUGUAGACUUAAUACUCGGUCGGAUUUGGUCAAAUCAAUUUUAUCGUCAACUACCUUCAGUGAUUCAAAAGACGUAGUGGCAAAAAUGAUAGUCGAACAAAAUAAUCAAGUGAAAGAGCGUCAAGUGUACAAUAAUAACGCUAAUAACAGUAGGUACAGCAAUAACGGUUCAAGGCAUAACGGCAACCAUUUCAACAAUAAUAGUAAUCGGUCAUCAAACAAUAACAAUCGAAACAGUAACAGCAACAAUAAUAGUAGUAGACGUCUAAAUUCACGCAAUAAUGCUAAUCGUGUCGAGGAGCUUUCGGAUGCAUUAGAGCGUUCUGUGAUCAUUCAAGGCAUGACACAAUCUAAGGCCCAUGAAAUGGCAGUCGAGCAAACAGUUAACGUUUGUAGACUUAAUACUCGGUCGGAUUUGGUCAAAUCAAUUUUAUCGUCAACUACCUUCAGUGAUUCAAAAGACGUAGUGGCAAAAAUGAUAGUCGAACAAAAUAAUCAAGUGAAAGAGCGUCAAGUGUACAAUAAUAACGCUAAUAACAGUAGGUACAGCAAUAACGGUUCAAGGCAUAACGGCAACCAUUUCAACAAUAAUAGUAAUCGGUCAUCAAACAAUAACAAUCGAAACAGUAACAGCAACAAUAAUAGUAGUAGACGUCUAAAUUCACGCAAUAAUGCUAAUGUGCGCGCUUUAAACGCCCACGCCCCUCAGAAGCGAACACUGAGGGCGGAAGAAUUGGACAAUUAG
Rhagoletis zephyria (snowberry fruit fly) is the source of this 2187-nucleotide messenger RNA. Its product is annotated as SWI5-dependent HO expression protein 3-like. The record is from RefSeq and is a predicted model, not a curated record. Lineage: Eukaryota; Metazoa; Arthropoda; Insecta; Diptera; Tephritidae.